AUGAAAUCUGUGAAUAUUUUGAAAAUGCUUGAAGCUAAUAAAGAAAAUAGAAACUUUUAACUUGUUUAAAAUAGGUAAACAAGAGUUUAAUCUACUCUCUAUUUAAAAGAUGAGUUAUCUCAACAAAAUAUAAAACCAAGAGUAAUAAGAGUUUCAAAAUGGAAUAAGUAAUAAAAUAUAAGAGAAAAUGGAAAAAAAGAAGAUCAAAGACACAUUAGUUAUGAAAUGCCCAGAUAAAAAACCGACUAAUAUUAGCAUAUAUAAAGAACUUUAAAAAAUAGAAGUUUAACCAACAUUUAGAUUUCUAUCUUAAAUUAAGCCCAGAAUAGUAACAAUAAUAAUGCUUCAAUAUCAUUACCAAAUAGCAAUAAAUGUAAGGGUUAUUAUUUUAUUUGUAGAUCUAGUUACAAAAGGAAUAGAUAAAUUUUCAUCAACAGAAAAUUAUGGUAAUCCUUAAUUAGUUAAAAUUUACAAGCAAGAUAUUUAUAAUUAUCUUGAAGAACUGAAUCAAAAGUAAUAAUAAUAAUAAUAAAAUGCUAUCUCUUAUAAUGCAUUUUAUUAAUAAAGUUAAAUAAGUCUAAAAAUGAGAAAUGUUCUUAUUAAUUGGCUAUUUGAGGUUCAUCAUAAAUUAAAAUUACAAUUAGAGACAUUAUUAUUGACUGUAUGGUUAAUAGACAAGUAAGUAUUUACAAUAAUCAAGAUUUAUUGAAACUCAAUUGAUACAAAAAAAUAGAUUUUAAUUAUUUGGAAUGGCAUGUUUAUUCAUAGCAUCAAAAUAUCAAGAAGUUUAUGGUGUUCCAAAAAGUGGUCAACUAUCAAAAUUAUGUGAUGAGGUUUAUAGUAAAGAAGAUAUAUUGAAGGCUGAAGGUUAAAUAUUGUAAAAUUUAAAUUUUAAUUUAUCUUUUAUAUCACCACUUUAAAUAUUUGCACAUAUUGCAGAAGUUGAUGAUUAAAUUAGGUUGUUUAUAUAAAUUUAAUUAGUUGAUAUCUGA
Messenger RNA from Paramecium sonneborni, 992 nucleotides. The record is from the annotation of a GenBank genome assembly. Lineage: Eukaryota; Ciliophora; Oligohymenophorea; Peniculida; Parameciidae.